Messenger RNA from Closterium sp. NIES-67, 2293 nucleotides. The record is from the annotation of a GenBank genome assembly. NCBI's taxonomy places the organism in Eukaryota, Viridiplantae, Streptophyta, Zygnematophyceae, Desmidiales, Closteriaceae.
AACGUAGUCGAUGGCAUUUGUGGUACCGAUAUAUGCUAUCGACCACACUCGGACAAAUAACGUGGGCGAACCUGAAGAUCACCCUGUGCUGGUCGAAGGCAAGGUGAAUGGAAGAAGAAGAAGACGAAGAAGAAGAAGAAGAAGAAGAAGAAGAAGAAGAAGAAGAAGAAGAAGAAGAAGAAGAAGAAGAAGAAGAAGAAGAAGAAGAAGAAGAAGAAGAAGUAGAAGAAGAAGAAGAAGAAGAAGAAGAAGAAGAAGAAGAAGAAGAAGAAGAAGAAGAAGAAGAAGAAGAAGAAGAAGAAGAAGAAGAAGAAGAAGAAGAAGAAGAAGAAGAAGAAGAAGAAGAAGAAGAAGAAGAAGAAGAAGAAGAAGAAGAAGAAGAAGAAGAAGAAGAAGAAGAAGAAAAAAAAAAACAAAAAACAAAACAAAAAAAAAAAAAAAAAAAAAAAAAAAAAGGUUAUUCGUGGAUGGCAGGGCUAGUCAUAGCCUGAUCCACUCCUCGUUUCUUUCUUCUCACUCCUUCUGCCCUUUACCUGCCCACGUCAUUCCCAGAAAUCGCUCAGGCACGUCAUCCACGCGCACGUCAGCCAUGCGUGACGUCAUGGACGAGGAGCAGGGCCAGCUGUCCGUCUUCCUAGCGUUCCGAGAGAAAUGCGACGCGCUUGAAGCGGCGAUCCAAGCUUUGACCUCCAGAAACUCCGAUUCCGCUCCCGGAUCUGCACUGCCGGGGACCAAUGGCGGGGAAAGUAGUAAACAACAGAUUGGCGACGCGGGAAGCAAUCAACGGUCCGGAUUGGACGCGGAUCAAGCGGCGGUGUCGGCGCUGCGAGCCGUCGAGGAGCUGGUAACGCAUUUCGCGCCGUCGGUCCCGCGGCGUGACGUGGAGCAGAUGACGUCCCGCGUCGCCGCGCUUCGCGCCAGCCUAGAGUCAGCGCGAUCCGCGUCGAAGCCCAAAAAGCGGUUCGCGUUCUCGUCGCGAGGGCCGAAGAAGAUCUCUCUGGAAAAUAAAGACAUCAUUUUGGACAUAGAUGCUCCUCCUCCGCAGAAUCUACUCUCCGAGCAACCGGCGCCAUCGCUGCAGGCAGUUGAUAAAUCCCCGAUCGAGCAAGAGAUCAAUCCGACGAUUUUAGGGACGGUGCGAAUGUCCUCUGGCCGUGCGCACGUAGCAGCGGCAGGUGCAGCAUCGGGAGCAGCGUCAGGCGGAGCAGCGUCAGGCGGAGCAGCUGACGAACCUAUCAGCUCCACCCGUCCGUCACUCUCCAUCUCCCACCGCGCCAACGAGCGCAUCUGCAUCUCACCAGAGCAGCACAGCGGCGGCGAGCUCACGCUGCAGCACAGAGGCGGCGAGCUCACGCUGCAGCACCUCUCCCACUGCCACGUCACCGUCAGAGGUGUCGCCUCCGCGCUCUUCCUACGCCACGUGCGCGACUGCCACGUCAUCGUCGGCCCGGUCUCUGGAGCUUGCCACGUGGAGCAUGCAACAGGCAGCACUGUAGCCGUCGCGUGUCAUCAAUUAAGGAUCCACCAAACAGAGCGCGCCGAUUUCUACGUCCGCACGCGAAGCAGGCCUCUUAUAGAGCACUCUACUGGUGUCAGAUUCGCGCCUUAUAGUCGGGAGUAUGAGGGGCUGGAGGGGGAAUUAGAAGCUGCUGACCUGGUGGUGGACGGGGGGUCGUGGGCCCACGUGGAUGAUUUUGGUUGGCUGCGAGCAGUGCCCUCUCCUAAUUGGUCAAUUAUUCCUGAGGACGAGAGGAGGCGAUUCACAGAGGCAUAAAGCUUUGUAGAGGCGUAGGGAGGUGUCACAGAUGCAAGUGCAGGAUGGUAGGGCAAAGCUGGAAGGCUGCUGUGCUGGUGCAAGGGUGAGCCGAAGGGGGGGAGGUGUCACGCAGUUGGCAUUCUGGUGCCUGCAGUAGGUGUGUGUUGUUACAGCAUGUGCCGCGCAGUUUUCCUUUCAAGUCAACACCCGUCACCAGUGCUACGGACAGAGGCAGUGAUAAGAGAGUGGAGUAGACAGGCCAUGAAUGCCUCUUGAGGCGCCUGAAACAUGGCGCCUGGGCUUUCACUCGUUGCCAAACGUCCAUGACCGCCCAUUCAUGGCAGUGAGUGACUCAUGUCAUGUGAGAUCAACAGGCUGGUGAAGAGGGUAUCAAGUAUGGCACUCCAGUACUUGAGCUCAAGCCGAGAAAUCAUCAUGGUGUAUUUUGAUUGCAUGGUUUCACCUGGCAAACAGCAUCCUUUCUGAAUUGCCACUCCCUAGACUCUACUGGCUGUCAACAUAUAUUGUGUAUAUGCU